Molecule: messenger RNA, 865 nt
Organism: Arabidopsis lyrata subsp. lyrata
Lineage: Eukaryota; Viridiplantae; Streptophyta; Magnoliopsida; Brassicales; Brassicaceae
Product: ras-related protein RABH1a
Exons: 6
Coding region: 90-710 (206 amino acids)
Molecular function (GO): GTP binding; GTPase activity
Source: RefSeq, a predicted model, not a curated record
GUUUUGAAUAUAAUUAUAUAAUUGGCGGUACCAAUAUAAACGCGAUUUUCACCAUUCGAUUCAAUAGCCAAAAAAAGAGGCGAGGAAGGAUGGGAGAUUUAGGGAAGGGAUACAAGCUAGUGUUCUUGGGAGAUCAAGGCGUAGGAAAAACGAGCAUCAUCACUUGUUUCAUGUACGGUAAAUUCGACACCAGUUAUCAGGCUACAAUUGGAAUAGACUUUUUGUCCAAAACAAUGCGCUAUGAAGAUAGGACUUUUCGUCUGCAAUUGUGGGAUACAGCAGGACAAGAGAGAUUUAAAAGCCUAGUACCAAGUUAUAUCAGAGAUUCUUCUGUUGCUGUUAUUGUCUAUGAUGUUGCCAGUAAGCAAUCAUUUUUAAACACCUCCAAGUGGAUUGAAGAAGUUCGUGCAGAAAGAGGCAGCCAUGUCAUUAUUGUUCUUGUUGGUAACAAAACCGAUCUUGUCAAUAAACGGCAAGUUUCAAUAGAGGAAGGGGAUAAUAAAGCUCGUGAGUUUGGAGCUUUGUUCAUGGAGACUAGUGCAAAAGCUGGAUUCAACAUUAAGCCUUUGUUCUGUAAGAUCACGUCUGCGUUACAAGGAAACGAGGCAGUUUCUUGGACGAAACCAGAGGAUUUAGUGGAUGUGAAUCUAAAGCCAUUGAUCAUUUCAUCUCAGGCAGAUCAUCAACAAGAAAGCAAUUGUUCUUGUUAAUGAAGACAUUAUACUUACAGACUCGAAAUUUUUGAUAAAUCCUCUUUUGUUACAAUGAAGAACUUUUUGUGAGUGUGAUCUAGACUAAAAAUGUCUCUGUAAACAUCGGUUCUAACUUAUUAAAAAAAUAAUUUAAGGUUUCUGAUGGGAAAAUC